Molecule: messenger RNA, 453 nt
Organism: Rangifer tarandus platyrhynchus (Svalbard reindeer)
Lineage: Eukaryota; Metazoa; Chordata; Mammalia; Artiodactyla; Cervidae
Source: the annotation of a GenBank genome assembly
AUGGCUCUGAAGUCUCCAUGCACCACCCUGGGUACAAAGAUCAAAUUCGAAGAAGGAACCAGCACCCUGCCCAGGGGCGCCACCAUCCCAAAAGCAGAAAGUCAUUUUUCUGCUGUUGAAGUCUCGAAGCUCCGGGACGGUGGCCAGGAGCCAGGUCCCCUCACCCCAGCGCGGCAGUCCUGUGCAAGCAAGUCUCUUCUGAGCUCACCCUUUGGCUGGAGGCAGCAGCAGGGUCCUCUUUGUGAAGGAGUAAAUGUCACCUGCAAGGCCAAUGGUCAGGCUGUGUGUCGUGACAGGUCCCCUGGGGGUGCUAAGACGGGCACAGAGAGGCGGCCGCCGCCUGCCUCGUGUAAAUCUCAAAUGACUAGCUGCACUGCUGACUUUAAAAGCACUGUCUCAAAGGGCGACUUGCAGCAUUUCAGUGGCAGCAGCUCUCGUGGGGGCCUCGAGUGA